Molecule: messenger RNA, 6244 nt
Organism: Megalobrama amblycephala (Wuchang bream)
Lineage: Eukaryota; Metazoa; Chordata; Actinopteri; Cypriniformes; Xenocyprididae
Product: scavenger receptor cysteine-rich type 1 protein M130-like
Exons: 21
Coding region: 1383-5048 (1221 amino acids)
Cellular component (GO): membrane
Source: RefSeq, a predicted model, not a curated record
GGAUCUGAGUCUACACUGAAGAACUGUGGAUCAUUAGGAUGGGGUCAAAGCACCUGUGAUCAUAAUAAAGAUGCUGGAGUCAUCUGCUCAGAAGUCAGGCUGGUUGGAGGUUCUCGCUGCUCUGGGAGGUUAGAGAUACUUGAUAAUCAGUCGUGGGUUUCAGUGUGUGCUGCUGCCUUUGACCAGCAGGAUGCAGAGGUUGUGUGUAGAGAGCUGGACUGUGGGGCUCCUGUACAGGUGCUGGGAGAAGAUGCUUUUGGCAAAGAAGACGCUCAGUUGUGGACACAAGAGAUUCAGUGCAGAGGAAAUGAGUCUCAGAUUCACCUCUGUCCAACAUCACCAUCACAUGAAAACAAUUGUUCUCAUGACCAAAACAUUGGUUUGCAGUGUACCGACAUAGUAAAUGUGAGGUUGGUUGGUGGUCACAGUCGCUGUGCUGGUAGAGUGGAGGUUCAUCAUAGAGGUCAGUGGGGAACAGUGUGUGGUGCUGGUUGGGAUAUGGCUGAUGCUGCAGUGGUGUGUAGAGAGCUGGACUGUGGAGAACCUGUAGAUGCAUUGAGUGAUGCUCAUUUUGGAUUGGGAUUAAAACCGAUUUUUAGGAUGAAAAAUGCAAUGUGUACUGGUUCAGAGUCUACACUUAAGAAAUGUGGAUUCAUGCAACCAACUGAACCCGAUGUGUGUCUUGAUAAGAGCGCUCAAGUCAUUUGUUCAGGUAAGCUAAAAAUCCUGUCUUAAUGUACAAAACAAUUACACCAAAAGCAGUCAUAAUUACAUAUUUCAUGACUAUUUUCCACUUUCUUUCUUUUUUUUACUACAUGAACUGUUAAUUUCGGACUUUUAUAAUCAGGGACCUUGUUAAAUAUAAACUUUAGAAGCUUGUUUCUAACUCUACAUUUUAAUGUAAUGUUUUAAUGUAAUGUAAAAGGAUUUUUUAGACAUUGUUGACAUGAAAAUGUGGGUGGAUUUUUACAGUAACAAUAACUAUAUACUGUUUUCUAUAUAAGCAUCUUACUUUCAAGGUUUUUGUUGUACUGGGAAAACUUUUGCUGACAUGUAUAAUGUUUUCAUAGUAAAUAUUUUUUUUAUUUCAGAAGAUAAAGGAAAAUGAUUUCUCAUUAUAUGAUUGAUGUAUUGAUUGACUGACUCAUUAUUGAAGUUCUAUAACUUUAAAUUUUGUUCUUUCCUGUGUUCUUUCAGGAGUCAGGCUGGUUGGUGGUUCUCGCUGCUCUGGGAGGUUAGAGAUACUUGAUAAUCAGUCGUGGGUUUCAGUGUGUGCUGCUGCCUUUGACCAGCAGGAUGCAGAGGUUGUGUGUAGAGAGCUGGACUGUGGGGCUCCUGUACAGGUGCUGGGAGAAGAUGCUUUUGGAAAAGGAGACGCUCAGAUGUGGACACAAGAGAUUCAGUGCAGAGGAAAUGAGUCUCAGAUUCACCUCUGUCCAACAUCACCAUCACAUAAAAAUGCCUGUUCAAAUGAAAAUAAUGUUGGCUUAUUGUGUGCAGACAUUAUGAGAGUGAGGUUGGUUGGUGGUCACAGUCGCUGUGCUGGUAGAGUGGAGGUUCAUCAUAGAGGUCAGUGGGGAACAGUGUGUGAUCUUGGCUGGGAUAUGGCUGAUGCUGCAGUGGUGUGUAGAGAGCUGGACUGUGGAGAACCUGUAGAUGCUUUAGGAGGUGCUCACUUUGGACCAGGAUCAGGAUCAAUCUGGACAAAUCGCAGUUUAUGUACUGGAUCAGAGUCUACACUGAAGAACUGUGGAUCAGUAAUUUGGGGUCUAUAUGACUGUGAUCAUACAAAAGAUGCAGGAGUCAUCUGCUCAGGUGUCAGGCUUAUUGGAAACUCCAGCUGUUCUGGGAGAAUUGAAGUUCUUGAUGAUCAGUCGUGGGUUUCAGUGUGUGCUGCUGCCUUUGACCAGCAGGAUGCAGAGGUUGUGUGUAGAGAGCUGGACUGUGGGGCUCCUGUACAGGUGCUGGGAGAAGAUGCUUUUGGCAAAGGAGACGCUCAGAUGUGGACACAAAAGAUUCAGUGCAGAGGAAAUGAGUCUCAGAUUCACCUCUGUCCAACAUCCUUACACAAAAACAGCUGUUCAAAUGAUAAUUACCAGGGGCUGUUCUGUGCUGAUAAAAAGAAUGUGAGGUUGGUUGGUGCUAACAGUCGCUGUGCUGGUAGAGUGGAGGUUCUUCAUAGAGGUCAGUGGGGAACAGUGUGUGAUGAUGGCUGGGAUAUGAUUGAAGCUGCAGUGGUGUGUAGAGAGCUGGACUGUGGAGAACCUGUAGAUGCUCCGGGUGAUGCUCAUUUUGUACAAGGAUCAGGACCAAUCUGGAUGUAUACUGUGUUAUGUACUGGAUCAGAGACUACACUGAAGAACUGUGGGUCAUCAGGAUGGAGCAUACAUAAGUGUACCCACCAUUGUGAUGCUGGUGUCAUCUGUUCGGGUCAUAAACCUUCCAGACUGGUUAAUGGAUCUCACCUCUGCUCUGGGAGGUUAGAGAUACUUGAUGAUCAGACGUGGGUUUCAGUGUGUGCUGCUGCCUUUGACCAGCAGGAUGCAGAGGUUGUGUGUAGAGAGCUGGACUGUGGGGCUCCUGUACAGGUGCUGGGAGAAGAUGCUUUUGGAAAAGGAGACGCUCGGAUGUGGACACAAGAGAUUCAGUGCAGAGGAAAUGAGUCUCAGAUUUCAUUUUGUUCAACAUCAUCAACACACAAACACAGCUGCACCAGUGACAAUAAUGUGGGACUGAUCUGUUCAGGUUACACAGAGGCCAAACUGAUGAAUGGUUCAGACUCUUGUUCUGGAAGAGUGGAGCUUCGGUUCAUCAAUAAGUGGGGCACAGUAUGUGAUGCAUGCUGGGAUAUGAGAGCUGCCAGUGUCCUCUGUAGACAGUUGAACUGUGGGAUUGCUGUGUCUGUUGUGGGAUCAGACUGGUUUGGAGAGGGAAGUGGUGAAAUCUGGGCUGAUGUGUUUGAUUGUGACGGGAAUGAAACAAAACUCUCAGAAUGUUCCAUCUCUUCAUGGAGUCGAGCUGAAUGUUCUCAUAGACGAGAUGUUGGAGUCAUCUGCUCUGAUUCCUCUCUAGCUAUUCAUGAUGGUCUGGUGCGGUUGUCUGGAGAGAGACAGUGUGAGGGGGAGGUGGAAGUUUCCAUCCAUCAGGUCUGGAGGAGAGUUCUGCUGGACUCCUGGAGUCUCACUGAAUCCUCUGUGGUCUGCAGACAGCUGGGAUGUGGCUCUGUGCUGAACUUCUCCGGCUCCUCUUCAUCCAGUCCUGAACACAGUCAUGAGUGUGUGACGGGCUUCCAGUGCUCUGGGAGUGAAGCUCAUCUGGGGAACUGCAGCUCUCCACAAACUCUCAACUGCAGCUCCACACAACAGCUGUCAAUCACCUGCCUUGGUCGCGGGUCCAUCAGGCUGGUGGGUUCUGGGGGAGACUGUGCAGGGAGGCUGGAGGUUUUUCACAGCGGCUCAUGGGGGACAGUGUGUGAUGACUCCUGGGAUAUUAAAGAUGCCCAUGUGGUGUGCAGACAGCUGCAGUGUGGAGUGGCCCUCAGUAACCAGCAGGUACCAGCCUGGUUUGGUCCUGGUUCUGGACCCAUAUGGCUGGAUGAGGUGGAGUGUGAGGGGAAUGAGACGUCCCUGUGGAGCUGCUCUUCUCCAGGCUGGGGAAAACAUGACUGUCAACACAAGGAGGAUGUAGGAGUCGUGUGCUCAGAGUCUAAAGAGAUCAGGUUAACUGAUGGCUGUGAAGGGAAUUUGGAGGUUUUCUACAAUGGAUCCUGGGGUAAUGUGUGCUGGAACAAGAUGGACAGAGACACAGUGAGUCUGAUCUGUCAGGAGCUGAACUGUGGAAGAUCUGGUGUUUUGUCUGAUUCUACAACAAGACUGGAAUCAGCUCGUAACUGGCUGGAUGAAGUGAAAUGUCGACCACAUGAUUCAAAUCUGUGGCAGUGUUCAUCUUCACCCUGGGGAGAGAAUGACUGUGGUGAAGAUGAAGUGGCCAAAAUCACCUGUUUGGAACAGGAGAGUCAUGAGUCUCCUAGAAGCUCUUUGUCAUGCUCCACAUCUCCACAUCAGAGACAGUGUUCAGAUCAUGUUCCUCUCAGACUGAGUGGAGGGGAGGGCCGGUGCUCUGGGAGGCUGGAGGUGUAUCAUAACGCUGUGUGGGGCUCAGUCUGUGGUGAUCUGUGGGACAUCAGCGAUGCUCAGGUGGUCUGCAGACAGCUGGGUUGUGGAGCAGCACUGAGGGCUGAUGGGAAUUCAGUCUUUGGUGCUGGUAAAGAUGUUGUGUGGCUGAACGGAGUCGAGUGCAGAGGGAAUGAGAUUCACCUGUGGGACUGUCCUCUCUCCCUGAAAAACCACACUGACUGCUCCAACAAAGAGCACGCUGGACUCACCUGUGCAGAUUUGUUAGUGUCCACUACUCCUGCCACAACAACAUCAUCUUCUCCUCCAGUUUCUCAGACAGUGAGCUCAACAUCAGUCUCUCGUCCACAAACUCCUCCAGCAGCGUCUCUCUCUGUGCUUGUGAUUGUACUGGGAGUUGUGCUCUUACUGCUCUUAGUGCCACUGCUUAUACUGAUUCAGCAGAACAGAGUGAUGAGGAGAGCUCUCUCUAAGAGGAGACACAGGAGCACAACUGAGGCCGUUUAUGAGGAGAUUCAUCACAGACACAAUCACUUCACUCAGAGGGGGAGUCUCAUCUCUGAAGAACUGCAUUCUGGGUAUGAAGAUGCUGAUGAGCUUCUCUCAGAAAAAGAGUUCAAAAAUGCAUAUUAUGAUAAUGUCACCAACAGCAGUGGCAUGAAAGAAGAGAUGAAGGAAAUCACACCAGGAUACUAUGAUGAUGUCAUCACUGAUGGACUGAAACCAGAUCGUGAGACAGUGGAGGCACCAGAGAGUUAUGAUGAUGUCAUCAUUAUUGGACAGAGCUCUCAAGGGGUAACAGAAGGAGUUCAGGAGGAGUACGAUGAUGUGAUGAGUGUCACCGAAGAAAUGAGAAACCUGUCAGAUUAUGAUGAUGUGGGGGAGGAGUCAAUCAAAGAGGGAGGGGCUGAAUGACUGAAUGACCACACCCACUGCCUCUGCUCAACACAUUUGAACAUUCAAGAGUCAAGAGUGAUAAUUCUGUGUGAAAUCUCAGGUUUUAUGUUAUUUGAAAUCUUUCUGUAAUGAAACUUAGCUAAAUGUUUUUGUUUUUUUUGACAUUUUGGCUCCAUAACUAUAGUCCUAUGCCACAACAUUGAUGCAGUUAGAUUAUUGACAGCCGGAGCGCUCCCUCUAUAGGACAAUUGUGGUAAUAGCUAUUUCCAUUUAGCAGACACCUUCUCCAGCAGACCCUCCCAAUUUUUCUUUUGAAUUUAGUCAUUCUUCUAAUGUUUUCAAUCCAUCCUGUCUCCACCAUAGCCCACCCAGGAGUUUCUUUCCCACCUACCAAUAAUAAAACCUUUGUUUUUUAACAAUUAACUCUAGCAGAAGAGGCUUUUUCAUAUAUUCCAACAGUUUGAUUUAAGGUUGUAAUAUCUUCUUGACUUGUAAUAAAACAGUUAUUUUGUCUGCAUACGCUGAUAAAAAUAAUUAAAAAUUAUCAUUUGAAUUAAUUACAAUUCCUUUAAGAUUCCUCCUCACUCUGCACAACAAAGGUUCAAUAACCAAACUAUUGCCUGCAAAGUGGACAUCCUUGCACAAUGCCUCUCGACACAGGUUUUGGUUAAUAUUAAUUAUAUCCUGUAAUAAAAAGGAUCAUCCAUUACAGAUCUUUCAGGUAUGCAAUAUGUUUGAUCAUUAUGAACAUUAAUGUGUUUUGAUAAACAUUUUGGACAUUAUUUUAUAGUCAGUAGAUUCUGGUCUCUAGUUUGUGUCCUUUUUUUGGAAGCAGAGAUGAGACUACAACUUAUGGGAAGAGUUUUGCUUCUAAUGCAGUCUGACAAUGCUUCAUAAAAAAUUGUCCUAUUAUAUCUGAGAAUUGUUGAUAAAAGUCUACAGGUAAUCUAUCAAUACCUGGAGAAGCCAAUAUGUAACUGAUGAAUUGCUUCUGUAAGUUCUUUAAUUAAAGUGUCCAGUGCCUUUUUUGUUCAUUUCCAAGCUGAGGUCAUUCCAUAAGCAAAUCAUCACAGCUCUCAGCACUGUUUAUAAAAGUCUCAUGUUAACUUUCUCAUUUCAACUGGAUUUGAUGUUACUGGUCCAUCCUGACGACGAAAAUGUCAAAUCUGUUUUUUAAAAGAAAAUAAAGUCAAAUGUGCCUUGUGGUAUAUUUA